Molecule: messenger RNA, 2658 nt
Organism: Humulus lupulus (European hop)
Lineage: Eukaryota; Viridiplantae; Streptophyta; Magnoliopsida; Rosales; Cannabaceae
Exons: 4
Coding region: 1-2658 (885 amino acids)
Source: RefSeq, a predicted model, not a curated record
AUGGAUAGGAUUAUAUGUUGGAACGUCCGAGGGAUCAAUAGCCAGCAUAAGCAAAAUGCAGUAAGGCAACUUAUUGCCCAUCAGAAAGCUGGUUUAAUUGAUCUUCUUAAGACGAGAGUUAAGGCUCCAAAGCUUGGAGCCUUGUAUGUUCAUAUGUUCUUAGGUUGGUGCUUCACCACUAACAGUGCGUGGCACAAAGGAGGAAGAAUUAUAGUUGCUUGGAAUCCUUUGAGAUUCAAUGUAAGUAUACUCAGCUGCUUAAAUCAGCUCAUUCAUUUGUUUGUUGCUACUGUGGAUAAUAAACAUAGAUUUUUCACUACAUUUGUAUAUGGCUUUAAUGAUGAAGAGGGAAGGAAAAGUUUGUGGCAAAGUUUACAGGAUUUGGCCAGAGUUGAUCCCUGGGUAGUGCUUGGGGACUUUAAUGAUAUCCUAACCAGAGAUGAAAGAAUUGGGGAUAGAGUAAGUUGGAAGAUGUUAAAUACAGUGGGAAUUUCUAUACUUGGAGUAAUAAGCAGCAGGGAUCAGAUAGAAUCUACUCCAAGAUUGAUAGAGUUAUGGCUAAUCAAGCGUGGAUGGAUAAUUUUACUACUGCUGAAGCUAGUAACAGUGCAUUCUGACAUUCCUAGUGGUAAGAAACCGUUCAAGUAUUUUCGGAUGUGGUCCUCCCACCCUCAAUACCACCAAGAAAUAAGUAGGGUGUGGCAUCAGAUGGUUAAAGGGACUAAAAUGUUCCAAGUUGUGACUAAACUUAAGGAUCUUAAGGCUGUCUUUAAAGAACUGAACAGGCGGGGUUUUUCAAAAAUUCAUAUGGCUGAUAUGCAAGCUAGAGUGAAGCUGAAUGAAUGUCAGAACAAGAAGCAUAGAGACCCUUUGAAUGUGGAUCUGCAGUAUCAAGAGUUGGAAGCUAGAAGACAUUAUGCAGGGGUGCAUAAAGAUUACUGCUCAUUCUUGUCCCAAAAAUCUAAGGUUACCUGGGUAAAAAAAGGUGACGAAAACUCUGCCCUUUUUCACUCCAGUAUCAAAGAAAGAAGAUGUCAAAACAGGAUAUAUUCCAUUAUUAAUGCAGAAGGGAAUAGAGUGGAGGAUCCUAAUGGUGUGACUGAAGCAUUUUUAUCCUACUAUCAAUCUCUACUGGGCACUCAAAUGGAGAAUAGGCAGCCAGUUAAAGUCUCAAUAAUGGCUCAUGGUCCUGUGCUUUCUAGACAGCAGGCAGAUUUUCUGUUAGCUGAGUUUACUAAAGAUGAUAUUAAAGAAGCUGUGUUUAGCAUUCCUGGUAUCAAAGCUCCAGGGCCUGAUGGUUAUUGCAGCUACUUCUUUCAGGACAAUUGGGAGUUAGUUGGAAAUGAGAUAUUUGAAGCUAUAACAUCGUUCCUACAUACAGGGCACCUGCUGAAAGCGAUUAACUCUACAGUUAUUACACUUAUUCCUAAGUGCAAAUGUCCUAAUACUAAAGUUGGGGACAAGGAUGAGUUUCAGUUUCAUGAUAGGUGCAGGGAUUUAAAGCUUAAUCAUCUAAGCUUUGCCGAUGAUGUGUUGCUGUUCUGUAAGGGUGACUUCAAGAGCAUAUAUCUAAUGUUGCAGGGGCUGAAGUUCUUCUCAAAGUCCUCUGGUUUGACCCCAAACAUAAAAAAAACUGCCAUUUAUUGCAGUGGAAUGAGUGAGGAGGAGAUUCGAAGGGUACUUGAUGUGUCAGGAUUCAGUAGACAUGAUAUGCCGUUUAAGUACCUUGGUAUACCCAUCUGUGCCAAGAGAAUCUCAGCUGUUGAGUGCAAAUUAUUGGUUGAGAAGAUGACAGCCCGAAUCAAGAUCUGGAGCUCCAGAAACUUAUCUUUUGCAGGUAGAUCAGUUUUGAUAAAUUCUGUGCUCCUGUCUAUUCAUGCCUAUUGGAGUCAAAUCAUGAUUCUACCUAAGAAGAUUAUAUCUGAAAUUGAAAGCAUUUGUAGAAGUUUUCUUUGGAAAGGGCAGAGCAGUAUGAUUGGAUCUGGAAGUGUGGCUUGGAAGAGGCUUUGUAAGCCUAAGAAGGUUGGAGGAAUUGGAUUCAUGAGCAUUUCAGAGUGGAACCGAGCAGCUUUGAUUAAAAAUGCUGGUCAAUUGCAACAAAGAAAGACAAUCUAUGGGUUAACUGGGUACAAGUUGCUUAAUCAACUACAGGAGUGCUUCCAUUGGAGUAAAGCAGUCUGGUGCAGGCUUAAUAUUCCAAAGCACAGCUUUGUGCUCUGGAUUGCAGUUCAAGAUAGACUCAAAACCAGAGAAAGGCUUCGUAGGUUCAAUAUAACAGGUGAAUCAACUUGUGUCCUCUGCCGUGGAGCAGAUGAAACAGUGGACCAUCUGUUUUUCGGUUGUUCUUUCUCUCAAGAUUGUUUACAACAAUUGAAGAAUUGGCUGGGAUGGAGAGCUCACAUAGAAACAUUACAUGGCCUUCUUAGAUGGAUACAGAGGUCCAAGAGGAGCCAGUUUCAGAAGAGUGUUUUAGCUGCCUCUGUUGCUUCUCUGGUUUAUCACUUAUGGCAGGCUUGGAACAACAAACUUUGGCAAUCAAGCAUUGUGUCUCCUAAGUUGUUAGUCCAGGAAGCAAAAUGGCAAAUCAAAACUAGGAUAACUUGUGUUAUGCCUAAGCAUGUAGCUCAAGUAGAUAAGACAUGGUUUGAUUUAUUGUAA